Trichobilharzia szidati is the source of this 751-nucleotide messenger RNA. Lineage: Eukaryota; Metazoa; Platyhelminthes; Trematoda; Strigeidida; Schistosomatidae. The record is from the annotation of a GenBank genome assembly.
GGUGGAGUGGGGUGGGGUGGCUUAAAACACUUUCAAGCACUUUUCACUUAAAAAUAACUGGUGAAAUAAAAGGAGUGAAUUAUUCGAAUUAUUAUUAUUUUUAUUACUGUUUUCAUCUUCACUAGACUUCGAAUUAAACUGUGUUGAGUUGUACAGUUAACUGGAUAACUAGUUUCACAAUAAAAAAAUAUAUACUUUGAAGCUUACACAACUCAAAUGUCAAUAUUUCGCAUCUCAUGUUUUCUACUGAUCGUGAUAAUGGCAAUAUGUACAUUGAUUACAGGAUUAGCCUUGGCACCAUUUUGGGGAAACACUUCAACAAAUGGCGAAAAAAUUCAACUGUCAUUCUGUGUAAUCUCGGUUAUUUUACUUGGAUCAUCUGGUCUUCUUACCUUUGUCUCCAUUAUUUGUGGAGUAUCUAGAACAAGAAGAUUAAUAGUUCUCUCGUUGGUACUACUCAUAUUAGCUGUUGGUUUUCUGUGUGCAUCUAACGUUUUAAUGCUUAUUGGUGAGGGGAAAUUUUAUAAGUGCUGGAUAUUCGCUUCCCUAUGGAUAACUGCUGCAUGUAUACCAUUUGCAUUGGGCAGUAUUUAUACACCACCCAUUCAGUUGGAACGUCUAUAAAAAAGAUUAUAAUGAAUGGAGGAAGAAGGAUGCGAUGGAUGACAGCUGUGAUGCCGAUAAUAUAUACAUAUCUGAUUUUGUUCCUUAGUAUAGAAUGAACAAAAUAUUAAAAGUUUUUUUUGAAAAA